AUGUCCAGCACAGCACCCGCAAAACCCACAACCACGCCCCUGGGCAACCCUUUGAACAUUCCCAAAUGGCUAGAACAAAACUCACACCUCCUCAAACCCCCAAUCAACAACUACUGCGUCUACUCGGACCCAAUGACCGUCAUGAUCGUCGGCGGCCCCAACGCACGAACAGACUACCACAUCAACAGCACCCCUGAAUUCUUCUACCAGUACCGUGGUCGCAUGCUGCUCAAAACCGUUACUCCCGAAGGCUCCUUCCGCGACAUCUACAUCGACGAGGGCGAGAUUUUUCUCUUGCCAGGAAAUACGCCGCACAAUCCGGUUAGAUUUGCAGAUACGGUUGGCGUGGUGAUUGAGCAGCCUAGACCUGAAGGGGAGGAAGACAGGCUCAGGUGGUAUUGUGGUGGGUGUGGGGGUGUGGUGCAUGAGAAGAGUUUUGUGUGUACGGAUUUGGGGAGUCAGAUCAAGGAUGCGGUGAAUGCGUUUGGAGAAGAUGAGCAAGCGAGGACGUGCGGGAAGUGUGGGGAGGUUUGUGAUGUCAAGCCCAAGCCCGAGGUCAUGGAGAAGAUGAGGACGGGUCCACACGAUGCUUGA
Aureobasidium namibiae CBS 147.97 is the source of this 594-nucleotide messenger RNA. RefSeq names its product 3-HAO-domain-containing protein. Gene Ontology annotation, biological process: 'de novo' NAD+ biosynthetic process from L-tryptophan; quinolinate metabolic process. The coding region runs from base 1 to 594 and encodes 197 amino acids. Gene Ontology annotation, molecular function: iron ion binding; 3-hydroxyanthranilate 3,4-dioxygenase activity. Gene Ontology annotation, cellular component: cytoplasm. The record is from RefSeq and is a predicted model, not a curated record. The transcript has 2 exons. NCBI's taxonomy places the organism in Eukaryota, Fungi, Ascomycota, Dothideomycetes, Dothideales, Saccotheciaceae.